Molecule: messenger RNA, 2632 nt
Organism: Tupaia belangeri chinensis (Chinese tree shrew)
Lineage: Eukaryota; Metazoa; Chordata; Mammalia; Scandentia; Tupaiidae
Gene: CRHR2
Product: corticotropin releasing hormone receptor 2
Exons: 12
Coding region: 157-1389 (410 amino acids)
Biological process (GO): long-term synaptic potentiation; cell surface receptor signaling pathway; adenylate cyclase-modulating G protein-coupled receptor signaling pathway
Cellular component (GO): axon terminus; dendrite; plasma membrane
Molecular function (GO): G protein-coupled peptide receptor activity; peptide hormone binding; corticotropin-releasing hormone receptor activity
Source: RefSeq, a predicted model, not a curated record
GCGACCGGGCGCGGCUCCCGAAGGCUGCCCAGGAGGUCCAGGCGAGGCAGGCAGGGGCCAGGACCCCGCGCUCGCUCGGCCGCUCACUCUCGAACUCCCUCGCGGCCACGCCGGGCGCGCACUCCCACUCCCUCUCCGCGCGCGGCUCCCGGCGCGAUGGACGCGGCACUGCUCCACAGCCUGCUGGAGGCCAACUGCAGCCUGGAGCUGGCCGAAGAGCUGCUCUUGGACGGCUGGGGACCGCCCCUGGACCCCGAGGGUCCCUAUUCCUACUGCAACACGACCUUGGACCAGAUCGGGACGUGCUGGCCCCGGAGCGCGGCCGGAGCCCUGGUGGAGAGGCCGUGCCCCGAGUACUUCAACGGCGUCAAGUACAACGCGACCCGGAACGCCUACCGAGAAUGCUUGGAGAAUGGGACCUGGGCAUCGAGGAUCAACUACUCCCAGUGUGAGCCCAUUUUGGAUGACAAGAGGAAGUACGACCUGCACUACCGCAUAGCCCUUGUUGUCAACUACCUGGGCCACUGCGUUUCCAUGGCAGCCUUGGUGGCUGCCUUCUUGCUUUUCUUGGCCCUGCGGAGCAUCCGCUGUCUGCGGAACGUGAUUCACUGGAACCUCAUCACCACCUUUAUCCUGCGAAAUGUCACGUGGUUCCUGCUGCAGCUCAUCGACCACGAAGUACACGAGAGCAACGAGGUCUGGUGCCGCUGCAUCACCACCAUCUUUAACUAUUUCGUGGUGACCAACUUCUUCUGGAUGUUCGUGGAGGGCUGCUACCUGCACACGGCCAUCGUCAUGACCUACUCCACUGAGCGCCUACGCAAGUGGCUCUUCAUCUUCAUCGGCUGGUGCGUCCCCUGCCCCAUCAUCAUCGCCUGGGCCAUUGGCAAACUCUACUAUGAGAAUAAACAAUGCUGGUUUGGCAAGGAGCCCGGAGAUCUGGUAGACUACAUCUACCAGGGCCCCAUCAUCCUGGUGCUUCUGAUCAACUUUGUGUUUCUGUUCAACAUCGUCAGGAUCCUGAUGACAAAACUGCGAGCGUCGACGACGUCGGAGACAAUCCAGUACAGGAAGGCAGUGAAGGCCACCCUGGUCCUCCUGCCCCUCCUGGGCAUCACCUACAUGCUGUUCUUCGUCAACCCCGGGGAGGACGACCUGUCGCAGAUCGUGUUCAUCUAUUUCAACUCCUUCCUGCAGUCGUUCCAGGGUUUCUUCGUGUCUGUCUUCUACUGCUUCUUCAAUGGAGAGGUGCGCUCCGCCUUGCGAAAGAGGUGGCACCGCUGGCAGGACCAUCACUCCCUGCGGGUCCCCGUGGCCCGGGCCAUGUCCAUCCCUACGUCGCCCACACGGAUCAGCUUCCACAGCAUCAAACAGACGGCCGCCGUGUGACCCUCAGGCAGCCACCUCCCCCGUCAUCGUCCACCAUCAGGGCGGCUUCCCUACCCUCCUCGCCUUCUGCCUCUGUUCUCCUUGCUGAGCUGCCCAGGCCCUGGUGGGGCAGCGCUCCGACCUGGCAGGAAGGAGGCAGUGCGGCAGCGAAGGGGUCUGGAGGUCCUGGGCCAGCCAUCUGCAAAUGUCAGAGCUAGAGAGAGCAGGGGGCCGUCACAGGCCCCUGGACAGCUGGUCAGAUCCCAGCAGGCAUGUGCCUCGCCGCCUCUCUGCACAUCCUCACCGUGGCCUGACUCACAGAUGAGGAAUCGAGACACAAAGCGGGGAAGGGACGGGGCUCCACUGCCCCACAUGGUGCGCACCUGUGGGCUUGCCCUGCCCCUAUCUCUGUCUUGUGCUCAGUGGCGCCCUCUGCCCUGGGGGAAGGCACGCCAGCUGGAGGAAGGGAGUCAUUCUGCUUCAUCCCAGGGGUUCUCACCUAUACACGCUCCACCCUGACCAAGCUGUCCCUGCAGCCCUCCCCAGCCACUGUCCUGCCCCUGGGGCUCCAUGAAGGAUGUCGCCCCCUGGGCCUGGCUUUCUCUCCUGGAGACCUGGGCUCUGCCUAGUCCACGGUGGGGGGCUUGCGGAGGGAGGGAGAUACAGCCACGCUUAGGCCAACCAGAUACACAGCACAGGACAGAACGCGGAGCAUAGCAGAAGCGUGGGGUGUGGUGAGGAGGAAGGCGCAUGGUGGGACUAGCAGAAACCAAAGUAUGUCUUUGGCGCUUGGAACUCACCCCCCAAGUUCCCCCAGGCUGACUUCAGUCCCAUCUCCGGAAACACCUCUGCUCUGUGAAAUAAACUGUGCUUCUAGGAAACAGCCUCCCUGGGUGGGGUGGGCACGUCUGUCCUUGUCAGCAGGGACUCUGGUCCUGGCCUAAGCUGGUAGGCUUGUCGUCUUCAUGGUCAGGGUACAUGCAGGCAAGUGUGUCCCUUAUCACCCCCUCCCCAGCCCAGGCUAAUACCUGCUCCAGCACCCCAGCUUAGGGUGUUUCACUCACCAUGAAGGAGGCAUGCAGCUCACCCAGGCCACCAGAGCCUGCCCUGCAGGGAUAGGAGUUGAAGAGAGCAGCCAAGGCCCCUGGGCACCAUGGUAGUGUGGGGGGGAUGGCUUCCAUCCCUGUGCCCCUCCAGGAGAGCAGGGGAGUCGAGAGGGAGAAGCCAUCGGGCUAGUGGUUCCAAAGGGCUGCUGCUCUAGGUA